Messenger RNA from Symsagittifera roscoffensis, 1042 nucleotides. RefSeq lists its product as uncharacterized. NCBI's taxonomy places the organism in Eukaryota, Metazoa, Xenacoelomorpha, Acoela, Convolutidae. The transcript has 4 exons. The record is from RefSeq and is a predicted model, not a curated record. The annotation marks the transcript as partial.
AAGCAGAAAAUACCUUCUGGGUCGGAAAGCAUCUGUCAUUUCUAAUCCUGCGAGUGAAACAGCUUUCGUCUACUCCAACGGACUGUUUGCAUCACACUUCAAAGACCCAUUGGCUUCCACAAAAGACUACCCAAUGCAUGAAAUAAACACAAUAUCAUCCCAUGUCGAGAAAAAAUCAUCAGCUCCAUCGGCGCAACCUCUAGGCAUGUAUUUAAGAAGCAUCUUGGAACGAGAUACGGAUCGAUACCAGGCACUUGAGAAGGAAUCGGACUCGGAAGAAGAUGAUAGGCAAGAUUCUUCUACAUGCAAUGCUGACAUUGUAAUCAUAGAUCAAAACUACUGGCGAACUUAUCCACGAGAAGCAGAAAUAAACAAAGACAGACUUAACUUCAUAAGUGCUCACAAGUUUCGUUUAAACUCUGAACUGGAAGACUACUUGUCAUCUGAUCCUGAAAACGAAGAUUCAAUCAACAAAGUCACAGAAAAAUCAUUGUUGAUUAGUGAUGCGAAAAAAGACAUUGUAAAACCUAUUGUAAAUGAACCACCCGCCUUUCAGGAGCGGAAAAUUAGUGUUGCCGAUGAGACGAGAUAUUCAAAAAGCUGUCAGACAUACGAGGAAAGUUCUAUUGCAUACAGUAUCGAAUCCACUAAACCAAUUGAAAUCAAGGAAAAUGUUUCUGUCCACCAGAAAUUCAAACCGAUUGAAGAUGAUUCCAAGUCUCAAAGGAAACCACAGCGCGAUGAAAGUCAAACAAAUCUUACGGAUUCUGACUACCCAAAAAUCACGAGCAGCUCAGAGUCUCAGAAUUCAGCAAAACUGAGUCGCAAUGUCUCAGCUCGAACCCGAAGUGGCCGAGAAAUCGAAGCCGACUCGCAUCAAUCGGACUUCGAAUACCUCAAAAACCGACUGAAGUCGACAAUGAGUUCACGAGUUGACUCGGAGAUCUCGCUUCACAGACAACGACCGAUGAGAAGAAAUAAGAAGAAAGUCUUAAUUGACCCUCACAUUUCCAAAAUUGGGCUCAGUGACCCCGAAAACUAA